GCAUGGUAUUUGCCAGCUCCCCAACAUCUCCCUCCUGAUGUCUUCUCGCUGCUGUGGACGACUGUUGAUGAUUCAGGUGGGACGUGGGCUGCAGAGAGCACUCUUUUCUCCAAAGACAAACUGCAGUGAGAAGAAGGCUGGAACCCUGCCCAGCCUUCAAGGACUGACAACACUGAAAGGGUGUGAGUGAGUGUCCACUGUUCCAUGGCUCUACAGGAGCUGGGCAUCAGCCUGUCCAUGAUAGGUGUCGCUGGGACCAUCCUGAUCUGCGCCCUGCCCAUGUGGAAGGUGACGGCCUUCAUCGGCACACACCUGGUGGUCAUGCAGGUGUUCUGGGAGGGUCUGUGGAUGACCUGUGUGAGUGAGUACACGGGUCAGCUGCAGUGCAAGCUCUACGAUGCCCUGCUGGACCUGGCGCCCGACCUGCAGGCAGCUCGAGGCCUCAUCUGUAUCAGCCUGGUUCUGGGAUGUUUGGGAUUCCUCAUCUUCCUCCUGGGAGCACGCUGCACCAACUGCCUGAGCCACCCGGGGAUAAAGGCCCGGGUGGUGCUGAGCUCCGGGGCCAUCUUCUGCCUGUCGUCGCUGACCACCAUAGUGGCCGUUUCCUGGACAGCCAACUCCGUCAUCCGUGACUUCCACAACCCACGCGUCCCUGAGGUGCUGAAGAGAGAGCUUGGAGCGGCCAUAUACAUCGGCUUUGUAACCUCUGGGCUGCUGUUCUGUGGGGGAGCCAUUCUGUGCACCAGCUGCCCACCUCAGAGGCCCAGGUUCCCCUCCAGUGGGUACACCCGUGCCAGGAGCCCCCCGCAAGGCAGCUAUGCCAUCAAAAACUAUGUCUGAAGUAAGGACCAAUGGAGUGAUAAACACAUCUUGAACUGUAAUAUAAUGGCCAAACAUAUAUUCACAAUUUUAGAAAGGACUUCACUUUACAAUACAUUUCAGUUUGUUGUAUUUUUUUUCUUUGGGUAAGAAAACUGGAUUUUAAGAAUAUCACCAGUACAGUUAUUUUAAUUCUUGUUUAAUCUUUGUGCACAUUCAAAGAGUUGUAAUGGAACGUGCAGCUAAAUUAUUAGAGGCUUAUUACAGGAGAUAGAUUUCACUGUUUGUCUGAUACAGCUAUGGCAAACUGGCAUUACUGCUUUUAAAAUAGCUGCUAACUGCCCCAGUGAAUUAUUAUAUGUCCGAUUGUUUUUCAUCAAGAACCACAAAUGAUUCCAUGUGUAAAAAUGUCCUAUCCAACCAUUAUAAAGAAAUAAACAUUUCCGGAUUUCCA
Molecule: messenger RNA, 1273 nt
Organism: Paralichthys olivaceus (Japanese flounder)
Lineage: Eukaryota; Metazoa; Chordata; Actinopteri; Pleuronectiformes; Paralichthyidae
Product: claudin-4-like
Biological process (GO): bicellular tight junction assembly; cell adhesion
Cellular component (GO): bicellular tight junction; plasma membrane
Molecular function (GO): structural molecule activity
Source: RefSeq, a predicted model, not a curated record